CGAAUCGUCAGUUCGUCAGUGGACUUGAAUGAGUGCGGUUCGUCGUCGGCGACGUCGUUGCGCGUCCGUUUUGUAUCAGUUGUUUAUCCCUUCUCGUGCUUGCUUGCUUGCUCGCUUGCUUUAUUUCUUUUCUCCGACAUCAACGGCAACGGCAGUAACGGUCACAAUAAUGGUACGGUGUGAGAAAAUGCUUCUUACAUAAAUUUAAGUGUUUACGUGUUUGGAUCGCUGCUUGAAUCUAGACUGCAUACUAUACUAUUUGCACAGGAGAUAAAGAGAUACCAUCAUCAUCUUAUCGUGUGUUGUUGGGGCUUGGCUUUGUGAAUUAUUACUAUUGUCAGUACAAAGCACGAAAAAUGUAAUUACGCAACGUCAUCAGAUCAGUGCAGAGCAUAGUGUGAUAGUUGGAUUUGGUGUUUGUGAUGUAAUUGAGGCAAAGUAUCUAAAACAGCAUCUGAAGCGCUCGUCGUAGGUGCAGCAGAUGUGCGUUGUAGUGGUGGUGGUGCAAAACCAGUCCCUUCUGUUGCUGCUGUUGCUGGUAGGAAGAGGAACAACAUUCUUGAAUCGGAGAGAGAUGCGGCGGCUAUAGAAUGACAACAACGAUUGUUAUCCGUCGUUAUGGUGAUUAAUCUAAUAGGUGCCAACCCUCAGGUACGCCCCUGUAAUAUCCCAUCCAGCAGUAUAUCUUACCCAAAACCUAUCGUCACCCGCUAGUUCACACAAGAAAAUGAAACGCGCGGCAAAACUGAAACCGGAAAAAAAUCAACUGGAUUGACAGAAACCAAAAACAUACGCGUCCCAUUUGUUCGACGGAGUGGCGGACUGUUGGGUUGUGGCUGCGCUGAGCUCACGGAGCGAUUUUUGAGAUGUUCAUUAGGCGCAAGAUUUUCUGUGAUGCAUCAUGAUUAAGUAAUGGAAAAGGAAACUACCGCCAGCGAGUCACCCUACGGUACAAGAGGGUUUUCCUCUGAAAGAUCUGCCUCGAUGACUGUUCUAUCGCCUCAAGGAAAAGUGCACCAAAGGCAACAUAAACCGAGAGUGUCUCAGUUGGAGACAUUGGAAGCAAAGAUGGCCAGCAUAGAAGUUUCGUUGAGUACGGCAACGCCACGUCGUCGCAAGGGAACUUCCUUGGGAGGUGGUUCACUAUCAGCCAGAUCAUCACCGCGACCUGAUUCGGCACCUAGUAGGGAACCACACCAUUCGGCACUGCAAGAUCGGGAAACAGUGUUUCAAAACUUACGAGUACAACUGGGCCUAGGGAAGCUUCCGCGCCCCACCGGGCCUGCGUUUGACGAUGCGGAACGUCCUGGAGCAGAGCAAAGACUCGCGAAACUACGCACCGAUGCAGAAAACAAAAAAAUAGCCAUUAGUAAUCUGAAGAGCACUUUGGAGAAGCUUGAUAUUACAGAUAACAUUGAUACGCGGAUAAAACAAGCCGAGCUAGAAUAUGCUUUGGGACGGGAAGAGCUUCAGCUGUUAUCUUUAGUUGAGGAGGCACGAGCUCUACAGGCGCGUUUGGACAAAUCUAGACCGGAAGCAAACUCGCUGUAUGGAAUGCUACAAGCUGGAAUGAACCUUACGCUGCACGCCGUUCAAGCGACACCCGGUCGGUGGAAUGCAAACAUGAAACCAGAUUUUCCUGGAUUUUGGGUAGAUUGGGUGCUUGAGGGUGAGGGAUUGCAUCGUGGAGAUCGUCUAAUCGAAAUAAAUGGAAAAAUGGUACUUGGAAAAACGCGCGAAGAGCUACAGCACCUUAUUAACACUUCAUGCAAGUGUGAAAUAGUUGUUUUAAGAAGAAAGACUUUACCCUCAUCACAACAGCAGCUUCAGCAAUCUCAAGCCAACAAUGUACUACUGCAACAUCGCAUAUCAUAUCUCGAGGAUCAAGUGAAGGAGCUGUUGGCAGCCCGAGAACAAAACUCCGAUAGUGGCAGCUCACAGACCAGCGUCGUCAACGGCGGAGGUGGCGCUCAUGUAACUAGUAUUAGCAUAAGUUCGCCUCCAUCAACUCCACCCGAAACUAAGCCACAAACUUAUCAGCGUGGCUCGUACGUGACCACCAUUAUUGAUGGCAAGCCAAAAAAGAUCCUACCGCAUACGAACGAUGGUGCAAAAUCUCACCAUGGUCACGUUACGACGACCACUAUCAUCAAAGAGUGUGAUAAAAUAAAUGGUGAGUUGACGAGCGGCAAUGUGCUGAAGCACAACCUCAGGAAUUCUAUGUCAUCCUCGAAAAUUUCCAUCAACACAGACACAAGUAACAGUACAAUCCAAUAUUAUCAGAAAAAGGAGCGAGACAAACGUGAGCGCGAAGCCCGCCGGUUAGAACGCGAAAGAUACAUGCAACAGUUCGGCUCAAAACUCCAAAGAAGUACCAACGAUCUGGACAGCGACACCGAACGUCGCCGGCUCCACUACCAUCGAGGGCACGCACGAAGCGUAGAAUAUCUAAACGGAUCGCUAGACAAGCGCAAAUUGGCUCUUGUCUCCGUUCCAUCCAGUAGCUCCCGGCGAGACAUGAGAAGUGUCAAGAGUUUAGACUUUGAAAGUGAUAACAAUGAACAGUACGCUUCAGAACCCUCUGGACCAACGAAAACAAGACCAGCUCCACCAAAGAAACCGCUACGACUCUCAUUGCAGCGUACCCAAAGCCUGCAAACCGUUGAGGGAAUAUUGAUAGACGUUGUUGGCAAUGACAAAAAGCGCGCCAUGAAACGUUCCCACCGAAGUGGACCGAAGAGUUCCGAAAGGGCAACGCAUUACAUUGAAAACCAUGUUCCUCUGCAGACUGCGUCUCUAGGGCGGCAAAAGUAUAUUUAAGUUAAGCCUCGACAGGGAUACUUUUGUGAAUCUUGGGAGAAAAAGUACUAUGGAUAUUCUGUAUAAUUUUGAUUGGUGUAACAUAAUUUUGUUGAAAAAUGAUUUAUACAUACAUAGGCAAUCAUUUCUGAUACAUGUGCAUUAUUGUGUGUUUUAAAAUAAAUAUGAGCUAGUAUUUUUUUAUAUGUCCAAUAUUUUGUAAUAAAUUAUAAACAACUAUGAAAUCUUGCAUUGCAA
Culex quinquefasciatus (southern house mosquito) is the source of this 3057-nucleotide messenger RNA. RefSeq lists its product as uncharacterized. The record is from RefSeq and is a predicted model, not a curated record. NCBI's taxonomy places the organism in Eukaryota, Metazoa, Arthropoda, Insecta, Diptera, Culicidae. Gene Ontology annotation, molecular function: protein binding. The coding region runs from base 913 to 2820 and encodes 635 amino acids. The transcript is spliced from 8 exons.